AUGUGGCCGGUACGCUCCACAGUUAUCUCGAUACCUGAGGCUUCCACAUUGCUCAAGUUGAUAGAUAGUGGUGUGGCAGUGCUGAUCGCCUACGAUUGCGCGAAAAACUUCGAGCCAGCGUUGAGAAACGGACACGGAGCUCAUUGGGCUUUGUUGGCUGGGUAUGCUUACGUGGAUGUGAAUUCUAAAGAUAUCCUUCCCGCUACCGAUGUUGUUGUCAAGGACGAAGAUGCCGUUUACGUUUUCGCAUACCAUGGCAAAAGCAAGCAUAUGGGGCUGUGGUCAUACCCCAGCCUGCGGCAGAGUUCUCUUAAUUUAUUUGAAGCAGGACCGGAAAGAAAAGCACCAUCUUAUGUUUUACCUCACGAUGGUCUGGAUCAGUUACGAGGAAAAUGUGUUCUGUUAGAGAAAGACGUCUCAGGAACGUAG
Haemonchus placei is the source of this 429-nucleotide messenger RNA. The record is from the annotation of a GenBank genome assembly. Lineage: Eukaryota; Metazoa; Nematoda; Chromadorea; Rhabditida; Trichostrongylidae.